ACUGCAGUGAACGCAGCAGCUGCUCAGAGCUGCAGUUGCUGUCUGGUUGGUCUGGUUCAGCUGGGAGCAGGACAACAGGAACAAUAAUGGAGCUAGAGUUAGAAAUAUUAAAGUUUAUCUGCGCUAAUCAGGGAUCAGUGAACACAGAGGAGCUGCUGUGUAACCUCGGCUCAGGCGACGCUACGGCUGACAUCAUCAGUAACCGAGAGAAAUUCGCCUUCGUUUGUCCGUUCGGUCAGCCGAAGGUGGUGGCGCGGACCUGCCUGAGGCUGUGCCUCUCGAAGGACUGUCCGGGCACGUGCACUGGGCUGCACCUGUGUAAAAAGUUCCUCCUUACCGGAUCCUGUCAGUUCACCCGCACGAGGACUGGAUGCAGAUUCUCCCAUUGCCUGGACUCUUUCCACAAUGCAGCGAAGCUGACUGAGCAUGGUCUGGAGAGCCUGAGCCGGAGUGAGCUGUGCACCCUGCUGCUGCAGAGCGAUACCAGGCUCCUGCCUCAGGUACGUCCAGAGGUGGAGUGGCCAUCUGGAGUUCUGGCCAAUCACAGAACAGCCGGCUGUCAGCGGGCCGCAAACGGCACGCUGACGGCUGGCACGGCCCCAUUUUGUUUUUUAAACGUCAUCAUUUGAGUUGCACUGACAGGCGACAGAGGUCCAGAGCUGAUUUUCAGUCCCAGUCCACCCCUGGGUAUGUCUGACUUCAUUCAGAAGAUUCAGACGUUUCUCAGAUCAGAUUGUUUUUGAUUCAGAAUGUUUGUCCUGCCAGGUGUGGAAAAAAGGUUAUUUGUAACACUGAUCAACAGGUCCCAAGAUGUAGUGCCAACAUUGAAAUUGUCCCUAACUUUAGUCUGUCUGCACCCUCGCAAAGGUUAAUGAGUCGAUUCAUCCAUUUAAAAAUAAUAAUAAUAAGUCAGUAUACACUGCUUUAUGUUUAGUAUCAAGCAGAGGGAGUGUUCGCUAAAAUAAUUCACAUUAUAACCUAUAUUUGUGUCAGUCACAACACAAGCCCCUCGAGCAAUAAGUCCACAGUCCCAGGAAGUGACAAAGUCCAGAUUAAGGCUGUUAUGACACCCCCCCCACCCGGACCUCCCAAGCCCAUCUUCCACCGCUGCAUUAGGAAAUGCAAUAACCAGGGACAAUCAGCAUCGUGGAGGAAUCCACGUCAACUGCCCACUGAGCUGAAAAAAGAAAAUAACAAAUUGUAAAUUCUUCGUUAUG
Messenger RNA from Notothenia coriiceps (black rockcod), 1217 nucleotides. Its product is annotated as poly [ADP-ribose] polymerase 12. Lineage: Eukaryota; Metazoa; Chordata; Actinopteri; Perciformes; Nototheniidae. The record is from RefSeq and is a predicted model, not a curated record. The transcript is spliced from 2 exons. Gene Ontology annotation, cellular component: nucleus. The coding region runs from base 87 to 629 and encodes 180 amino acids. Gene Ontology annotation, molecular function: NAD+ poly-ADP-ribosyltransferase activity; metal ion binding.